AACAAAAUUACAAAUCAAUAAUCACAAGAGUCAACUAAACCAAUAGCAAAGAUUGAGAACCGUUAGACACACACAAAAACACAAUUAUACAUCAACUCUCUUCAAUUAGACAAAACUACCGGAGCCGUCAAUUAAAACGAUAGAUUAACACACAGAUAGUUAAACAAACGUAUUAUUAAUUCAGACGACAAUGAGCGACGACAAUGUGGUGGCGGCUGUAGUAGAGGACAACCCGAUGAACCUGUAUUUCAAUAAAACAGACGAAACCUAUUUCUUUUUACGCGAAGCUCCCUAUUUGGAGACAACCGAAGGCCAAGUAUCUCAGCUAACAUUCUGGUCGUUCAACGCUUAUCAUCGGGUAUUCGGUCUGUAUGUCCAGCGAACUAUGACUGAUGUAAAAUCUAAUCAAACUGCUGAUGGAAAAGAUGUUAAUAUGAUUUUGAAUGUCUUUCAAACGGAGUAUCAGUUUUCCCAUUAUGAAGACGAUUGGCAUCAUUUCGCCAUUUAUCGACCGGACAGACCCUACCUUAGCUCUAAAGCCAGCGAAUACAAAACACUGGCUGACAUGACAGCAAAGCUUACCGAUGCUAUAAAUCGCCAGUUCCGUUGGUAUCAGUCACUGACGUCGAUGCUAAUGAUUGGUAACUUUAUAGGAAAUCCAGCCGAUAAGUUAACUUUGGACCAGAUGGCCGCAGAGGUUCCCGUUCCGAUCAAUAUACCCGGAACAUAUAGAGAAAAACCUAUAGUGGCUAAUAAAUAUUUUUGGCAAUCGGCCGGUCGACAAUUGGGUAUACACUUGUAUAUAUACAAUACCGGAAAUAUCAAUUGUUGUCGACUGUUUGUACUAAAACAUCCUGAAACCGGCCGUUGGGUGAUGGAUAUGUUUCCGUCGUCCAAAAUAAUUGCCCAAUACCCGACAAUACGCAACGAACUAUGCCCAGUAUAUUUAAAAAAAGAAGAUAGGAUUGUAUUGGACAGUCAGGUUUUCACAAUGGGUCUACUUUAUCGGCAAUUCGGUAAACAUCAACAAUGCGAUUGUUAUCUAAAAUAUGAUACAAUUACGAAAAGAUUCUCAGAUGCGGGUAAAGAUUAUUGGAUGGUCGACAAAGAGUAUCGACUUAUGUCUGAAACAAAUACUCGAUAUUACAACCGAUUCAAUACACCGGUAUCAGUGGCCGGUGUUUACGAUCUGACGCAGUAUUUAUUUACAAAAUUUUGUUUAGAAGAUCGAAAAAGAAAAUCUGAUGAUCAGCCGACCACCAGUCGAUAUGCAUUGUAUGUGUGUGCCGGUGCCAAACUAACUGUUCGGGACAGUUAUCAUACUGAUCCGGAAAUCGAAAAACAUAACCAAAUACUUGUCGAACAGGGAGGUGUUGUUGUGGUAGAAGACGAACUGGAGUUUUCGUUACCAGUUUAUGAAAUGAUAGAGGAUUCGAAUGUCAACAAACCAAUGGCCUAUUCAUGGAAAAAGUUUUGCAAAGAUUAUAUAAAAAAUGAAUCGAUGAGACAAAGAGUCAAAGAUUACAGGAAUCCGGUAGUGUUUUUGGGAGCAAAUGAAUCCGAUUAUAACAGCAUUGCCUGGGAUUUAAUUAUUGAUAAACGAGGCAAUGAAAAGAAUAUGGGAAGAAAUGUAAAGCGAUGUCGACGCAAAUGCUUUCUGGUGAUACCGGAAGGUGCGUACAUUGUGGCCGUAGAGGAAUGGGCGGAAGGAAUCGAUGAGAUUUGGCAAAGACAUCAAUACGAACAGCUGCACCGGGCUAUUGUCCGACACUGUAAUGAAAAAGUACAUAUCUAUGAAAAACCGAAACGAUUUCAGGCGCCCGAAGACAAUAAAAUGCUUGAAAAGAUUCUCACAAAUACAUGGAUUGAAAACAAGACUCAAGUGGACAGACAUAUUGAGAUCGAUAUUCAUGACUCACAUCGAGUCAGAGAAGCUUAUGAAGAUUAUUAUAAAAAAUGGAAUAUCGAUCCAUCAGAUCGUUAUAACCGAAAAAAUCCGAAAGUCUACCCAAAAGAGUUCAACUUUUAUCGAUUUACUGAAGUUAAAGACAAGUCAGAAUGGCGCUCAUACUGUCCGCCACCGGCCUAUCCACCGGUCAAGAUCACUAAUCCCGAGACCAACGAAUAUCGGCUCUACUAUUUGCCACAACUAUUAUCAUUUCCGGACAAAAAAUGUGAUUUGCGGACAGUCUUUAAAAAGUACAGUUACGACCCAAUGACCUACAAAACACUGUCCAAGAAAUCUAUUUAUCCGUUUGGCAAACAAGUGUCACCAAUACUAGAGCUGAGAAAAGAGUCGGUUGUUUUCGAUGAGUACGAAUGGAAACCAAUCAACAAUCCAUGCGAUUACAAACAUUUGAUGGAAAAUCGUUUAGACUAUAGAUUGGGUGUCGACGGACGAUACUAUGAGAAGACUGAUCACCGAAUCGGAAAAGUCCAAAGUCUUUACUAUGAAUUUGUCGAUCCGAGUGAUGACAACAAAACGGCAAUUCAGGUAAACAUUGAUCCAAAAGCUGAUGACAUUACUCGAGGACAUCAACCGUUGUUUGAAAAGAAAACGGACGAUGAAAUUACUAAUCUCAUCAAAAGUAGUCAAUUGAAACCAACGCCGUAUAUCAGAUCAAGUAGUCGAAAAACAACGACAAGUAGUUCAUCAAUAGCACCGACAACACAACAAUCAACAUCAAAAACGACUAGCCAUUCGGAUACAACAUUAGGACACUCUUCACAUACGGCUUCUUCGACAUCACGACAAACAUCCAGGCAUUCAAAAUCGGAUGACAAAAGAAGAAGGUCUCGUGAGUCCAAUGACGACGACCAUCGCCACCGCCGCCAAAGUCGUAGAUCAAGAGACCGCAAAAGUCGUAGUCGAAGAUCAAGUGACCGCCAAAAACGUAAAGACAGUUCAAAAGACGAUGAAAGAGAAAGAAAGAAAAAAACAACUUCAACGCCUCCUCCUCUGCCGUCAUCUCCGCCUCCUUCUAUGCCGCCUCUACCGUCAGGGCCGCCGCCUCCUUUCCCGACUCUGACGUCAUCUCCGCCUCCUUCUAUGCCGCCUCUGCCGUCAGGACCGCCUCCUCCUCUGCCGCCUCUGCCGUCAGGGCCGCCGCCUCCUCUACCGCCUCUGCCGUCAGGGCCGCCGCCUCCUCUGUCGCCUCUUCUGUCAUCGCCGCCGCCUCCUCUGCCGUCAGGGCCGUCGCCUCCUCUACCGCCUCUGCCGUCAGGGCCGCCGCCUCCUCUGCCGCCUCUGCCGUCAGGGCCGCCGCCUCCUCUGCCGCCUCUGCCGUCAGGGCCGCCUCCUCCUCUGCCGCCUCUGCCGUCAGGGCCGCCGCCUCCUCUACCGCCUCUGCCGUCAGGGCCGCCGCCUCCUCUGCCGCCUCUGCCGUCAUCGCCGCCGCCUCCUCUGCCGUCAGGGCCGUCGCCUCCUCUACCGCCUCUGCCGUCAGGGCCGCCGCCUCCUCUGCCGCCUCUGCCGUCAGGGCCGCCGCCUCCUCUGCCGCCUCUGCCGUCAGGGCCGCCGCCUCCUCUGCCGCCUCUGCCGUCAGGGCCGCCGCCUCCUCUACCGCCUCUGCCGUCGUCACCGCCUUCUCCUCAAAAACGUAAAGACAGUUCAAAAGAGGAUGAAAAAGACGGAAAGCAUAGAAGAGACCAUUGAAUGGUUUAAAUGAAAAACAAUAAGAAUUUUAAAGAGAGAGUAAAACUAGAAUUAAAAUAAAAAAUAUUUAAA
Oppia nitens is the source of this 3727-nucleotide messenger RNA. RefSeq lists its product as uncharacterized. Lineage: Eukaryota; Metazoa; Arthropoda; Arachnida; Sarcoptiformes; Oppiidae. The transcript has a single exon. The record is from RefSeq and is a predicted model, not a curated record. The coding region runs from base 191 to 3655 and encodes 1154 amino acids. Gene Ontology annotation, cellular component: precatalytic spliceosome.